Molecule: messenger RNA, 492 nt
Organism: Cyclocybe aegerita
Lineage: Eukaryota; Fungi; Basidiomycota; Agaricomycetes; Agaricales; Hemipholiotaceae
Source: the annotation of a GenBank genome assembly
AUGCAGACGGGACUCCGAACCCUCAUUCGUUCCUCAAGGAUUGCCUCCUCAACACCGAGGUUCCGAGCUGCUCCUACCUCACACGUUCUACGCGCCGGAGCCCUCCAGAUCCGGUCACUCCACAUCAAGAAAUACACUUCGGAGCACGAAGUCGUGAAUUUCGACGAUGAGACGGGGGUCGGUAUCGUUGGAAUUACGGACCACGCGCAGAGUGUUCUCGGGGACGUCGUGUUCGUUGAACUGCCGGCUGUUGGAACUACAGUCCAACAAGGAGACCAACUUGGGGCAGUCGAAAGCGUUAAGGCCGCUUCUGAUAUUUACGCCCCCGUCUCUGGUAUCGUCGAGGAGAUCAAUGAGACGCUUUCGAACGAGCCGGGCUUGCUGAAUAAGUCUGCCGAAGACAAGGGCUGGCUCUGCAAAAUCAAACUUUCCGAUCCGUCGGAGGUGGACAAGCUGAUGACUCCGGAGGAGUACAAGGCGACUUGGGAGUAA